Molecule: messenger RNA, 3252 nt
Organism: Papaver somniferum (opium poppy)
Lineage: Eukaryota; Viridiplantae; Streptophyta; Magnoliopsida; Ranunculales; Papaveraceae
Product: potassium transporter 11-like
Exons: 8
Coding region: 702-3095 (797 amino acids)
Biological process (GO): potassium ion transmembrane transport
Cellular component (GO): membrane
Molecular function (GO): potassium ion transmembrane transporter activity
Source: RefSeq, a predicted model, not a curated record
UAACAUAACAAUAGAGGAAGAAGAGAGAGUACUGACUAACUUUUUAAUGGCAACAGAAACAAAACAACAACAACUAGUUUUUGUCUCUUCUUCUUCUUCCUUCCUACACACACGUUUUAACAAGACCCUCUCUUUUUCUUCACACUAAUUAUUACAAUCAAUCUCUUGUUAUUAUUAAAUCUUUUAGAUUCCACAAAAGGUCUCUCUCUUUCUAGUCUCAGAUUUUGAUCUUUCUUCUUUAGACUUUGAAGAGAUUCAUAUAUAGAUUUGGUCAAUCCUUUUCUUCUGUAAAUUAGCUCAAUUUUGGUUCUGGGUAUUCAUUGUUGAGGUCUGUUAAUGGAGGAUUCUGUGUAAUAGUGAUAUGUAGUUAUCAAGAUUUUUAACCUUAUUAGUGUUUUAUAUGUAAAUCGAUAAUUUUUCCAUUUUAAGCUGGACCCACUUUGUAAUUUAAAGCUAAGAUUUCUGGGGAAAAAAUAGAAAAAUGAAAACCCAGAUUUUAUCCUCAGCUGUUGUUUUCUAGCAGGAGAAGAAUAGUAUUUUGUGGUAAACAAUAAUAAGUUUAUUCAUUUCAUUCAAUUUUCAGUGGAGAAUCAAUAAUUGAAGAUGGGUUUGUUUGCUUCAGUUUCAAUUUCAAUUCAUUUAUCAAACCAGUAGUGAUUCAAUUUUGGAUUUUGAGGGAAUUUUUAAGUAAGUUUUGGGUGAUGGAGACAACAAAUUCAGUACCACCACCAAUUGAUGAAGAAAGUACUGAGAAUAGAGGAAGUAUGUGGGAUUUAGACCAGAAACUUGAUCAGCCCAUGGAAGAAGAAGCUGGAAGGCUCAAGAAUAUGUACAGAGAAAAGAAAUUUUCUUCGCUGCUAGUUUUCAGACUAGCAUUCCAGAGUCUUGGAGUGGUCUAUGGAGACUUGGGAACAUCUCCUUUGUAUGUCUUUUAUAAUACAUUUCCUGAUGGAAUCAAGGAAUCAGAGGAUGUUAUAGGAGCAUUAUCGUUGAUUAUAUAUUCUCUUACUCUUAUUCCACUCAUCAAGUACGUCUUUGUUGUGUUAAGGGCGAACGACAAUGGUCAAGGUGGAACGUUUGCUCUUUAUUCACUACUAUGUAGACAUGCAAAAGUGAAUACUAUUCCGAACCAACACCGGACAGAUGAGCAGUUAACAACGUACAGUCGUCAUAUAUUCCAUGAGAAAUCUUUUGCGGCUAAGACCAAGAGAUGGUUGGAAGCGACAGCAUUAAGGAGAAAUUUACUGUUGAUUCUUGUCCUUGUUGGGACGUGCAUGGUCAUUGGAGACGGGAUCUUAACUCCAGCCAUAUCAGUUCUUUCGGCUGUUGGAGGGAUCAAGGUAGAUCACCCAAAUAUGAGCGGAGAUGUAGUGAUAGUUGUUUCGGCUGUCGUAUUAGUUGGCUUGUUCAGCAUGCAGCAUUAUGGAACCGAUAGAGUUGGAUGGCUCUUUGCUCCAAUUGUCCUACUUUGGUUUCUUUUAAUUGGAGGCAUUGGCGCUUUCAAUAUAUGGAAAUACGAUAGCUCAGUUCUAAAAGCUUUCUCUCCAGUCUAUAUUUAUAGAUACUUCAGACGAGGAGGUUGGAGAACCCUUGGAGGAAUCAUGCUUAGUAUCACUGGGACAGAAGCUCUAUUUGCUGACUUAGCCCAUUUUCCUGUAUCGGCUGUUCAACUAGCUUUCACGAUGCUCGUGUUCCCUUGCCUUUUAUUGGCUUAUACAGGACAGGCUGCUUACAUCAUCAAAAAUCAGGACCAUGUGAUUGAUGCAUUCUACCGUUCCAUACCACAAAGCAUAUACUGGCCAGUGUUUAUUAUCGCAACAGGAGCAGCUAUUGUUGCAAGUCAGGCCACUAUAUCUGCGACUUUUUCAAUAAUCAAGCAGGCUCUUGCACUUGGUUGUUUCCCAAGGGUGAAAGUUGUUCAUACAUCAAAGAAAUUCCUUGGGCAGAUUUACAUACCCGAUAUUAAUUGGAUUCUUAUGCUUAUGUGCAUUGGUGUUACCGUAGGAUUUAGAAACCAAAGCCAGAUCGGAAAUGCUUAUGGAACAGCAGUUGUUACAGUUAUGCUUGUGACGACAUUUCUUAUGAUACUUGUAAUGUUACUGGUAUGGCGGAGUCACUGGAUUCUGGUUGUGAUCUUCACUGUCUUAUCAUUGAUCGUGGAGUGCACUUAUUUCUCAGCAGUACUUUUAAAGAUAGAUCAAGGCGGUUGGGUUCCUCUUGUGAUAGCUGUAGUUUUUUUUAUCAUCAUGUACGUGUGGCAUUAUGGAACAGUGAAGCGUUACGAAGUUGAGUUGCACAGUAAAGUAUCAAUGGCUUGGAUACUCGGUUUGGGACCGAGCCUAGGUUUAGUACGGGUCCCAGGUAUUGGACUAGUGUACACUGAAUUAGCAAGUGGAGUUCCUCACAUCUUCUCUCACUUCAUCACAAAUCUCCCUGCAAUUCACUCGGUUGUAAUUUUUGUCUGCGUGAAGUAUCUCCCCGUCUACACAGUACCUCAAGAAGAACGGUUCCUUGUAAAGCGAAUUGGACCCAAGGAAUUCCACAUGUUCCGGUGCGUGGCCAGGUAUGGUUAUAAGGAUCUCCACAAGAAAGACGACGAUUUUGAGAAAAAGCUCUUUGAAAACCUUUUCUUAUUUGUUAGACUAGAAUCAAUGAUGGAAGGGUGUUCAGAUUCAGAUGAGUACAGUUUAUAUGGACAGCAAACAGUUAGGUCCGGGGAUUCCCAGUUAACCGAGAACCGGAACAUGAUAUCUCUGAAUGUGGACAGCACUAUGACUUCAUCAGGUGACGACGGCAUUAUACCUGCGCAAGCUUCAGCACUGAUAGCCGCAAGCAAUUUCUUCAGUUCAGCUGGGCAGACAAGUUACCAGUCGGAGUUGGAUGAGACAGAGUACCUAAAAAGCUGCAGGGAUGCAGGUGUAGUGCAUAUACUUGGGAAUACGAUAGUAAGAGCAAGGCGAGAUUCGAAAUUCCUCAAGAAGAUAUCGAUCGAUUACAUUUAUGCUUUCUUGAAGAGGGUUUGCAGAGAGAAUAGUGUAAUAUUCCAUGUACCUCAUGAGAGUCUGUUGAACGUCGGCCAAAUAUUCUAUGUAUGAUAUAAAUGUAGAUUCAUAGACAAAAAAUAGUUGUAUUAUUAGUACUUCAUUUUAAACUCUUUUCUCAGAUCAGUAGCAGUAAUCUAUCACUUCGGUUUGGCAAUUGCUAUUCUGUUGUAAAAUCUGAAGAAACAAAAUGAAUAAAGCAAAUUUUUAG